CAAAGAAGUUGAAGUUGGAUUUCCAAUGAUUGCCCUGUGACUGGGAUAAGUGGGAAACCCACACGACGGAGGCAGCAGCGACAGAGACAGAAACAGCGACUGCCAUGAUAUAAAAACACAGAGCCAAACCGGCUCCGCCACUCAGUUCGCGUCUCGCUGGUCGGGGCGAAAGUUACGGACGGCACACGAAGAAUCUCUCAGCAUCGCCACAGAUCGGACUCAGCUGUUGGCCCGUCCACAAAUAGAGCACAGAGCAGGCGGAAACUGGCAGCACAGUAAAUCAAAUGUGUGACGACGUAGAAUCGCGAAAAGUACCCGCUCCACGCUAAUUUACGAACGAACACAAUGGAGUACCUGAGCUAUGUUUAUGAGAAAUUAUUCGGCGGCAAUGCCCCAGACGAUGACACGCAAGGGCGCUGCCACACGCCCCGCAAAGUCGUGUGCUUUGGCAAUGUUUUGCUGGAUCGUUUGGUCAAGCUGGAGGAUCCGGAACUGCUGCAGCGCUACGAUCUGCAGCUGGGCUCCAAGGGCGAAAUGGAGCUGGAGAAACUCAACAAACUGGCGCUGGAAGCUGCAGAGAGCUCCCAAUGCCUGACCAAACCCGGUGGCUCGGCCUUGAACACAGCGCGCAUCCUCAAGCAACUCGGCACGGAUCCCACGUUCUUUGGUGCCGUUGGCGCGGACAAACAUGCGGAGGAGCUGCGUUUGAUCUUCCGGGAGCGCGGCAUUGAGGCGCGCCUGCAGACCAUCGAGUCGACGCACACGGGCCAGUGUGUGUGCCUCAUGUACGAGGAUAAUCCCACGCUCUAUGCGAACAUUGGCGCCUCCGCGCAGUUCUCGGUGCAGGCACUGAGCCAGGCGGCCAUCCAUGAGGGACAGUCCUUCCUGCGUCCCCUCGAGCGCAAGCAGAUCCUCUACGUCGAGGGUUUCUUUGUUCCCCAGUGCGCCGACGUCUGCGACUACAUUGUGGAGAAUCUGGUGCGGAAUCGUCGUCGCCUGGCACUGAAUCUCAGCGCUCCGUACAUCGUGCGGGGACAUGCCCAGACCAUCCUGAAGCUGGCGCGGCACGCCUUCUUCCUCUUUGGCAAUGGACAGGAGUUCGAGGAGCUCGCCGCCGCUUCCGGCGCCCCGAGUGUGGACCAGUUGGCCGAGCAACUGCUGCGCGAGGGCCAAACCCGCGUUAUAUUCAUCACAAAAGGCAGCGCCGGCGUUCAGGUGAUCACGAACUACGUGGAUGAGUUGGGUCCACCCGGUCCCAUCAGCGUCGAGGACUAUCGUGCGCCGCGUGUGGAGCAGCUGGUGGAUGCCACCGGUGCGGGCGAUGCCUUUGUCGCUGGCUUCCUGCACGCCUGGCUGGAGAAGCGAUCGCUGGGCGAAAGCAUUCGCAUGGCCACCGACGUGGCCGCCAAGGUGGUCACCCAAGUGGGCUGCAAUCUGCCGAGUCCUUAGCCGUAGAGGAUCUUCGCACAAUCAAGCACCAAAGUAGACUCUUAGCAUGUACGUUCCACAGACUCUGGGCAGAACUCUCUGCCUUUCCCACACACUCCUGGCCUUGGCUUCCUGCCGCUC
Drosophila subobscura is the source of this 1569-nucleotide messenger RNA. It is a transcript of the gene Adk3, whose product is annotated as adenosine kinase. The transcript is spliced from 3 exons. Lineage: Eukaryota; Metazoa; Arthropoda; Insecta; Diptera; Drosophilidae. The record is from RefSeq and is a predicted model, not a curated record. Gene Ontology annotation, molecular function: adenosine kinase activity. Bases 346 to 1449 code for a protein of 367 amino acids. Gene Ontology annotation, cellular component: nucleus; cytosol. Gene Ontology annotation, biological process: purine ribonucleoside salvage.